This is a messenger RNA of Zychaea mexicana, 1090 nucleotides long. Its product is annotated as MRG-domain-containing protein. Gene Ontology annotation, cellular component: Rpd3S complex; NuA4 histone acetyltransferase complex; nucleus. Lineage: Eukaryota; Fungi; Mucoromycota; Mucoromycetes; Mucorales; Lichtheimiaceae. The coding region runs from base 135 to 989 and encodes 284 amino acids. The transcript has 9 exons. The record is from RefSeq and is a predicted model, not a curated record. Gene Ontology annotation, biological process: regulation of DNA-templated transcription; chromatin organization.
CCUUCUGGUUCUUGACGGAUACAUUAAUAAGGUGGAGUUUUCUUUUUUGGCAUGAAUAGAAAGUCAAUUUUUUCGGGCGGUAGUCCUUCUUCUCCUUUAUUCCACACACACACAAAACACGACACACGAAAACCAUGACAGAAGAAAACGCGCACGAAAAGAAAUUCCAGUUCGACAUUGAAGAAAAAGCCUUAUGUUUUCAUGGUCCUCUAAUAUACGAAGCCAAGAUCCUUGAUCGACAAUGGAUGGACAGUAAUCCUGAUUUUCAAGGACCUUAUUAUUUCGUUCAUUACAAGGGUUGGAAGAGAACGUGGGACGAGUGGGUUCCUGAAACACGCGUAUUGCGAUGGACCGAUGCAAACUUGCAAAUGCAACAGAAACUGAAAGGACUUUAUACACAACAACAAAACAGUGACAAAAAACGACCAAGAGAUUCGGCAAAUACUGAAAAGGAAGAAGAUUAUUUGAACCGACCCGAAGUUCGAAUCGAUAUCCCGGAUACAAUGAAAGCACAAUUGAUUGAUGAUUGGGAGAAUGUUACCAAGAACCAACAACUUGUUGAAUUACCACGGAAUCCAACCGUAACAGAACUACUUGAACAAUAUCGAAAGCAAAAGCUGGAUAAAAAGGGAUCAAGUGGUACGGAGGAUUUGUUGGCUGAAAUCAUUGAUGGGAUCAAAGAGUACUUUAACAAGGCACUGGGCACUAUCCUUUUGUACCGAUUUGAACGACAUCAAUACGCUACGAUUCGGAAACAGUUUGCAAAGAAGGAGAUGGUGGAUAUCUAUGGUGCUGAGCAUCUUUUGCGGUUAUUCGUACAAAUGCCUUCACUCAUUGCACAUACUGACAUGGAUGCCGAUGCUACUGCUGUCUUGACGGAAUAUCUGAAUGAUAUUACAAAAUAUAUGCACAAGAAUCAAAAACAAUUCUUCUGCUCAGAAUACGAAAACGCCACUCCGGACUAUGUAUCAUUAACGAGUAGCAUUUAAAACUAUCCUCAUAACAUCAUCAUCAUCAUCAUCAUCAUUGCCACCAUCAUCCAACGUCGAAUCAAUCUCCAAGAACUUUUUGUAUAAUCCAUAUAUAAAAC